UUGGCUUGUGUCGUACCGAUCGGGGAGUAGCACAAUAUACAAACAAUAUCAAUUCUGUAUGUACUGAGAAUUCAACAUGAAGGACGUGCUGUUAUUCGUGGCCCUGUUUGUUCUGCUUUUCGUCACGUGCUACGGGACGACUCCUGCACCAAGUACCGACACCACCCAAUGUUCACUGACCGUGUGGAACCGGGAAACGCUUGAAAACGUCACCAAGACAAAGAUAAACGUUAGAGAAGGAGCGAUGGUCUCCCUCUCCUGUGAGUACCGGUGUCCGGGGGCCGAGGAAGUAGGGUACCCACCCCGGAUAGAAUGGCUUGGACCAGGAUACACCAGGAUCAGGUCCAAUAGGGGCAGGAUGUUUGUGGUAAAUGGAGAGAGCCCCAGGAUGAAGUUACUGUAUGUCCAGUCUGUGAGUUCCGAAAAUAUCGGGGUCUACACUUGUCACGUCAGGGGCGGCCUGUCCGUGCACGCGCAGCUGGACAUGGAAGUACAGGCUGAGGAGUUUACCAACCUCGAUUUGAGUAGAGGGGAGGAUAAGAGACCAGACGACAUGUUUUAACAAUUCAGCAUCUUUCAUUAUCACCGAUACAGACACAACCUUUUUUUUUCAAAAUUAUACUUUUUAAUGUGUUAUUUAAACAGUAUAGAAUAAAUGUACAGAUAUUUGCCGAUUCUAAACUGAAUUGCCCAAGGACAAAAAUGUCACAAAAUGGAUAUAUUGUUGCACCAGAUCAAAGUUCUGUAACCAAGAUUUUAAGUUUUUGCCCUCAAUUUUUAUUUUCAUUCAUGUCAACGUAUAUAUGUUUGUAGCAGGAGGUCAAAUUUAUAAAUGCAAGGUGAGAACAAAUUAAACCAUUCAAGGUCAAGUUACCAGUAUCUACGUGUAUUGACAGGAUGUACGUUUUUA
Mizuhopecten yessoensis (Yesso scallop) is the source of this 910-nucleotide messenger RNA. RefSeq lists its product as uncharacterized. The coding region runs from base 77 to 562 and encodes 161 amino acids. NCBI's taxonomy places the organism in Eukaryota, Metazoa, Mollusca, Bivalvia, Pectinida, Pectinidae. The record is from RefSeq and is a predicted model, not a curated record. The transcript is spliced from 4 exons.